Colletotrichum chrysophilum is the source of this 621-nucleotide messenger RNA. RefSeq lists its product as uncharacterized. The record is from RefSeq and is a predicted model, not a curated record. The transcript has 4 exons. Lineage: Eukaryota; Fungi; Ascomycota; Sordariomycetes; Glomerellales; Glomerellaceae. Bases 1 to 621 code for a protein of 206 amino acids. Gene Ontology annotation, molecular function: oxidoreductase activity.
AUGCGUUUUGCCAAUUUCCUUGCCGUCCUGGGUCUUUGCGCCAGCCCAGCCCUGGCCAUUGAGGGCGACGAAUUGUCAGACAUUCAGGCCCAAGCUAUCGAGGCUCUUCAGGCUGCCGAAAGUGACGGCACCCUCGGAAAGAGGGGUGGGUGCAAUUUGUUCAACGCACGUGUUCGGAAAGACUGGAAUGCCUUGUCUGGCUCAGAAAGGAAAGCAUACACGAGCGCCGUGAACUGCCUUCUGAGAAAGCCAUCCAAGCUUCAAGCAUCUGGAUUUGCACCCGGUGCGAGGAACCGUUAUGACGACUUCGUUGGCGUUCAUAUCAAUCAGACUUUGAGCAUCCAUGGAACUGGUAACUUUCUCACAUGGCACCGAUACUUCACCUGGGCCUACGAAAACGCGUUGAGAGAAGAGUGCGGCUAUGAAGGAUACCAGCCUUAUUGGAACUGGCUGUCAUACCGCGAUGACCCCUCACAGGCACCGAUGUUCGACGGGAGCGAGAUCAGCAUGAGCGGCAAUGGUGUUUUCAAGGCCCAUAACGGUAGCACUUCUGGUGGUGGAGUUUACAUUCCCUCGGGUAAUGGCGGCGGCUGUGUUACCAAGGGACCAUUCGCGAAGUAG